UCCUGAUUAUCAAAUAUCAAUAAAAAGCCUAAUCUUUCUCCUUGUUCACGAAUCCCCGUUCUCGACCGUUGAUCACCUUCCGCUUUCUAAUCUCGACCUUCGGUUGCAUAAAAAAAAAAAAACCUCCCAACUAACGAGCCUCUCCUUUUCUCCCCUCUUGUCGCCGGAAAAGAUGGCCGCCGCCGCCCCUUCCACUGCCGCUCUUCAAAAUUCUCUGGUCACAUUUCAGUCUCGAUCACCAAGUUCUAAUUCCAUUAAUCCAGCAAAUCUUUCGUUCUCCGGCGGCCUAAGACUCCCGAAGCUAACAACCAAAACCACAAACAAAUCUCGGCGUGGCGGCGGUUGCACCGGUGCCAAAAUGGCCGAUUCCGCGGCCGGAAGCUACGCAUCUGCCUUGGCGGAGGUCGCGAGAUCAAACGGAACCCUAGAGGCAACCGCCGCCGACGUCGAGAAGGUCGAUAAACUCUUCUCCGACAAACAAGCGUUGAACUUUUUCGUUAGUCCAAUCGUAAGUCUAGAGCAAAAACGAGAAUUGAUCGAUGAUAUAACAUCUUCGGGGAGCCUCCAACUACACGUAUGCAACUUCCUCAACAUCUUGAUCGAAAGAAAUCGGAUCGAUUUGAUUAAAGAGAUAGUAAAGGAAUUCGAGAUUGUUUACAAUAAGUUGACGGAGACGGAGUUGGCGAUCGUGACUUCCGUAGUGCAGCUGGAGAGGCAACACUUGGCGCAGAUCGCAAAGCAAGUGCAGAGACUCACCAGAGCGAGAAAUGUGAGGAUUAAGACGGCGAUUGAUGAGUCAUUGGUGGCCGGAUUCACGAUCAAAUAUGGAAAUUCUCAAUCCAAGUUGAUUGAUAUGAGUGUGAAGAAGCAAUUGGAAGAAAUUGCUGCACAGCUUGAGAUCGGAGAUAUUCAAAUUCCAUAGUGUCGCUUCACACAUGGAUCCUAAUUUCCAACUUCAAGUUAGCGUACAAUUACAUGCUCUGGCGAUCGCGAGUUAGUAGAGUUUCUGUUGGAUUGAACUCCUUAGCUUUUGCUAGAUAUAUAUCAUGAAAGACUGAAUUUUACAGCACUUAUGUUGCACAUGUAUUUGAAAAGAAAUGACACAGGGGAUUGGGGAAA
This is a messenger RNA of Lactuca sativa (garden lettuce), 1119 nucleotides long. Its product is annotated as ATP synthase delta chain, chloroplastic. Gene Ontology annotation, biological process: proton motive force-driven ATP synthesis. Gene Ontology annotation, cellular component: membrane. NCBI's taxonomy places the organism in Eukaryota, Viridiplantae, Streptophyta, Magnoliopsida, Asterales, Asteraceae. The record is from RefSeq and is a predicted model, not a curated record. Gene Ontology annotation, molecular function: proton-transporting ATP synthase activity, rotational mechanism.